Molecule: messenger RNA, 5664 nt
Organism: Ostrea edulis (European flat oyster)
Lineage: Eukaryota; Metazoa; Mollusca; Bivalvia; Ostreida; Ostreidae
Product: monocarboxylate transporter 12-like
Exons: 5
Coding region: 4172-5458 (428 amino acids)
Biological process (GO): transmembrane transport; monocarboxylic acid transport
Molecular function (GO): monocarboxylic acid transmembrane transporter activity
Source: RefSeq, a predicted model, not a curated record
AGAAUGUACUACAAAGUGCCAUGACAAGGACAUGCCCUCGGUGAAGAACAAGUAAGUUUUACUAGUGAAACUAUUUAAUCAACUAGCAUUGUUGAGUCAAAAGAAACUCGUUUUCAUAUGAUAGUAAUUUAACAAUUCCGGCAAGAUUACCUACAAACACGUGUUGUUCAGACAUUCGGUAGAUGUAGUCCACAACACGUGAUGUUCAUGCAUUCGGUAAAUGUAGUCCACAAACACGUGUUGUUCAGGCAUUAGAUUAACGUAGUUUUUUGGGAACUAUUUUAAGCACCCAUAUUGAUAAAUAGAAACUAAUGAUGCUUAGGACGAUUUAUUUACGCUGCUAUCUGCAUCACUUCAACAAACAUAUUUAGUUCAAACAUUUUUUUCUUUUAUUUUCUCGAUGUCAUUAUCAUUUUACUUAAGAUUAUGAAACAAGGCAACAUACUUGUGUGAACCCUACUAUCUAUUUUAUUACAUAAAAGGUUUACUAAUCAUUAUUCAUAUAAUAUAUACAUCUACUUAAAAACAUGAUGAUAAUGAAAUGGGAUCAAUGAAAAAUGCGAAGAUAACGAACAGUGAUCAAUCUCAUAACUCCUAUAACAAAUACAAAAUUAAGAGUUGGGCUGACACGGACCUGUGGACACAUCAGAGGUGGGAUCAGGUGCCUAGGAGGAGUAAGCAUCCCCUGGCGACCGGUCACACCCGCCGUGAGCCCUAUAUCUUGAUCAGGUAAACGGAGUAAUCAAUAGUGAAAAUCAGUGUGUAAAGAACGGCCUAACAAUUUGUAUGAACAACAUCAGGCACCAUUUGACUUAAGAAUAGGUGAGUGUAUGGAUAAAACUGGACCGUUAUGACUUAUAACGACCAUAGACUUUGAGAAAUGCUGAUUUUAAACGAGACUGUUGAACCCCCUGUAACAAAAACUUGUUUGUCAGUACCUUGUCUCUAUUUUAACUCCGAUCAUGCGAUGAACAAGGUCUUGCAUAUUGUAUCAGUUGAAAGAAAUAAACACCAUAUGCAGGUGAUACUGGAAUAUUGCAACACAGUUUUGGAAAUUCAACGAUGGAAAACCUCUUCUCGUUUAUCAGGGAGUUGUGUUGUUCGUUUGCCAUUGUUUAUGUUGAAUAUAAUAUCCAAACAUGAGACAGGUAUGUAAGACUUAAAGUGUUAAAUGGGAUGUGCUGAAUCUACAUAUGAAGCAUAAUUUAUUCAGAAACUUCUACGUGAGAAGAAGAAAAAUCACUUAAAUAUAUCGACGACGUUUUAUCCAUUAAAAACGAUAACUUUUCUUCAUAUGUCGAUUCGAUAUGUCCCUGCGAGCUCGAAAUAAAAGAUACCACAGAGUCGUCCACUUCUGCUCCAUACUUAAAUAUUUUAUUGAAAGUAGAUAUUAACGGCAAACUAACAACUCAACUUUAUGACAAACGGGAUAAUUUCAGCUUCUUCAUCGUCAACUUCCCAUAUUCAUGUAGCAAUAUUCCAUUAUCACCUGCAUAUGGUGUUUACAUCUCUCAACUGAUUCGAUACGCAAGAGCUUGUUCUGCAUAUGGUGAGUUUUUAAAUCGAGGACAGCUACUGACAAACAAAUUUAUGGUACAGGGGUUUCAAUACUCUCGUUUUAAAGUUAGCAUUUCGCAAAUUCUAUGGUAGUUAUAGCCAAUACAACCUAUCAUUGGGUCAAAUGCUGUCGGUCGACAGGGAAUGUUUACCCCUCCUAGGCACCUGAUUCCACCUCUACUGUGUCCAGGGGUCCGUGUUUGCCCAACUAUCUAUUUUGUAUUGCUUAUGGGAUUUAUGAGAUUGAUCACUGUUCGUUAUCUUCAUCUUUCAUAUGAAUGAAUAGAUAAACCUUCGUCGAUGUACAUAUAUCUAAAUGUCGAGUUGCAGGUUACAGCGGGAAAUUGUUUCUUCUCAUGAAGAAGCCUUUGACAUCUGACCAGCACUCUUGAUAUUAAUGCACUGAUGUAUUCAUAUUUAUUUGAGACAGCCUUUCCAAUUUUAGAAUGACUUGCAAUAAAGUUCCGAGACUGUGGAAACCCAAACCAAGAACAGAGACGUUCCAACCGUGUCCAAAUCCAACAUUACUGAUUAGAUUGAUAUUUUUCAAUGAAUUAUAAAAAAAAAUUAUUAACAGUCUUAAACCACUAGAGAAGAUAAAAUCCCAUAAUUGUUGCUCUUUAAUGCACCCUAUAGUGUAAGCCUUAUAGUCUACCAACUGACCUACUGGAAUGUAUCUAAAUUUGUAACAAGCAGCAUGAAAAAGUGAAAAUAACGAACAUUGUUCAACAUCUAACUACAAGAACAUUUUACCAUGAACUGCAUAAAGCUAUUCAAUUACAACUAGAUCUGUCGUAAUGGGAAAAACGUGAAGAUAACACUGUAUUUUCUAUAGGAUUUGAUAUUGAUCCCUGUUGGUUAUCUUCACUUCGACCUUUGGAUAGUGGCGGAAUGUACAGAUGUAUCAUGGAAAAUACUACAAAUUCCUAUGAAUUUAAAGGAAUCAAUCUGAAAAUAUAAAGUGCAUAGUUUUACAAAUCAUAUGUGUACAACAUUUCCACAACAAAAUCCCCGGACAAAAUGCACCCACGGCUAGUCGUCGUGAAAUCAACUUGCCCCCAAACUUCGUUUACGGAGGUAUAAUUGUCUGCCAUGCAAAGGAUUCUCAAAAUAUUGAGAGGACAGCAUAUUCCUAUGUCCAGUUUGACCCUUGACCAUGUGAUACCAAAAUCAAUAGGAGUCAUCUUCUCCUGAAGAUGUACCAGUGAACCAAGCCUGAUGUCUGUCAAGCAAAGGGUUCUCAAGAUAUUGAGCGGGCAAGGUCUUCCUAUGUCUAGAGUAGAUUGACCCUUGACCUUAAAAACCACUGGGGUCCUCUUCUUCGCAUAACCAACCCACAUAUGAAAUAUCACUACGAUCAAGUGAUUGGUUCUUAAGAUAUUGAGCGGACAACGUGGUCUACCGACCGACAUACCGACCGAUCGACCGACAGGUGCAAACCAAUAUGCCUCUCUUCUUCGAAGAGGGACAUAAAAAUGUAAUGAUAGCCAUUUCCCCAUGAACGCGCUGCAAAUGCACAUUAAUACAGAUAAAUAUACAUGUAGUUGUCUAUUUACAGCUGCGAAUUCCCACUGAAAUGAAAGUAGAAUCAAAAUAUAAUUGUUGAAAAUGAAUGAGGGUAUUUGCUGGAACGCUUCAUGCUGGAAUACAUUCCUGAUUUAGUUUGAAACAUAAAAUUUAUUUCUUAAAUAUAAACAGUAGUUAUAGGAAAGCAUUGUGGGUUAUAGUAGAGUUUUUUUUAGUGUCUGUGAUGCACAAGAAAUAUCCUCAAAUACGGUUAAAGGUCCUUACUUAACAAUGAGUGAAAGUAAAAGUAUCAUGUACAUUGAUUAAGGGCACUCGAGAUUUGCUUGAAUACAAGAUCGAGAUGGCUCGGAUGAACAUUUUGAUCCAAGUGUCUCUUAUAUCCUAAUACUCUCGUCUACGCAACUUAUGUUGUCACAUAAUACAUGUGACUAAUAUACAACGUGUGACACCUCUCCGAGUUUUAGAUGAUUUCUAUAUCAAUAUGUAUUUACAAGGUGCGAAAUAAUGCUUCAAUAUUUCACAUUUCAGAAAUUCAAGUGUCUCUUUUCUUCGCUGGAACGAUUGUACUUUUUGAAAUCUGAAAUAUCAAGAUGGACACAGAUAGUCUUGGAAAUCCAGUGGAUCGAGGCUGGUCCUGGGUGAUUUUAGGAGAUACACCACCUGUCUCCUACCCGAAUAAACGAAAGUGAUCAAUCAAAUUUCCUGAAAACAUAACGAUUAACAAUCUCCCUGAAAAUUAUUCCGUUUCAGCGGCACGGAUCAGUAACACUGUUUAUUCUAUGUAAUUUGUAAACCUGCACAUUGUAGAUGCGGUAAAAAAAUUUUUUUGUUAAUUUCAGCAUGUUCUGUAAUUUCCUUUCUGCACAUCGGAUCAAUCAAGGCCUUUGGGCUGUUCUUUGUUGAAUUUUUGGAGAUAUUUGAUGCAAGUGUUUCUGUGACAUCACUAAUAUCAUCCCUUCAGAACGUGUUUUUUGCCAUAGUAGCCCUUCCUGUUUUAUCCAUAGGAAUAAACUUCUGGUCUUCGCGGUGUCUCUGUCUGAUUGGCGCCAUUCUUUGUACGUCUGCCUAUGCUUUAAGUGCGUUCGCGAUGAGCGUGGAAUUCCUCAUCUUCACUCUCAGCAUUGUCUUUGGUUGUGGUUCAGGAUUCCUGUUUCCGCCAAUGUUAGUGAUUCUUGGGAAAUAUUUUAAAAAGAGGCGAGGAUUUGCAAAUGGUCUGACUAUGGCGGGGGCAUGUCUAGGAGGAUUGGCGUAUCCAUUGUUUAUACGGUUCUGCAUAGACGAGUAUGGGGUCCGAGGGGCACUGUUUUUAGUGGCUGGCGUGUAUAUGCAUAUAUUGAUUGCUGCAAGCCUACUUACUCCUCCAGAACAAUAUAGAGCGAAGAAAACUGGCAAUCUUCCUGAAAGGGAAACUCUUCUACAUUCACCAAUAGUUAAGAACACAGACAACCUAAAGUUUAUAAAAGAGACAGGCAUCAUUUCGACGUCACUUCCUAAUAUUCGAGCAACCCAAGAACCAGUCAAAAAGAGACGAACGGUGACAAUUUCAGAGGAUGAACAUGUGUCAACGUCGAAAGAACACAAAACUGCUUCUUUUUCUCAAUAUCUUAGUAACAUUAGCUUAAUGUCUAUAUCUUCAGUGGAUCUUAGGUUUAAAAAAUCAGCGAAAAACGUUAACAACAAAAGCAUGAAGUGGUAUGACUACAUAAAGAAUAUGGAUUUUUCAGUUCUAAAACAAACCGAGUUCACCCUGUUUUUAGUCAGCUUUUGCUUCUCUGUAAUCCCCGCCAUUUUUUACGUGUACCUACCUGCAUUUGCUCGAGAGAGGGGUAUCACAGACAGAGAGAUUCUUAUAUUAGUGUGCCUUGCAGGUUUCAUGGAUUUUUUAGGACGAGUUUCUUGGGGCUAUUUGUCUGACAAUCCUCGUAUCCGUACUUCUCACAUCAUUGUUUCAACCAUGCUUAUUACUGGUACAAUAUCGCAAAUGACUCGCCUCCUACAUUCGUUUUGGAGUUUCUGUUUAUUUAUUAUACUGUAUGGAUUGUUUGCGGGAUCUCCAUUUGCACUUUUCUCUCAUAUGACGAUCCAAAUAGUCGGGAUCGAGAAAUUUCCAACUGCGUAUGCAUUUUUGAUUUUAGCUCAAACAUGCACCUUUGCAACGACCAUUCCAUUUGCAGGAUAUCUUAGAGAUAUGACUGGAAGCUAUUUUGCUCCUUGCCAUUAUAUCGGAACCAAUGCCCUCCUAUCGGCUCUGCUGUUUUUAUUGGAACCUUUGGCACAAAGAAGGGAUUCUGAGAUCAGGAUCAAGCUAGAAUCCACGAUAUCUCACAAUGGUAACAAGACAAUCGAUAAACAAACGACUAACACCAAGAACUAACCAAUCUUUCCUACAGAAAAAUGGACAGAACUGAAUAUUUUAUUGGGAUUCUGAAUGAGAUUUCGUCUUUGUUCGAUGUUAAUGGAUGAGGUGAAAUGUUUAAUGAAUAUUAUUGUAAUUGAUAUAUGCGAAAUGUGUCUCCAAGAAUUGUGUCUCUGUUUUAUAUGUUUGAAAAUAUGGAAAAAUUAAAACAUAAAAGACCUCUA